Adineta ricciae is the source of this 3639-nucleotide messenger RNA. The record is from the annotation of a GenBank genome assembly. NCBI's taxonomy places the organism in Eukaryota, Metazoa, Rotifera, Eurotatoria, Adinetida, Adinetidae.
AUGACUUGUCCGUACGCAAGCUCGAGUCUUCAUGAUUCGAAAGUCAAUCAUCAACCAGAAACAUUGGAUUAUUCGACAUAUUUACGAACAGAUCUGCUUCUAUCUGCAUUGAAAUGCCAUAGCCAUACGGAUCCAUCGGAUAACAACAGCCCGCCUAUUCAUGACGAACACUUCUUUAUUCUGGUUCAUCAGGUGUUUGAAUUGUGGUUUAAGCAAAUUCUGUUCGAACUCGAUUCGAUUCGAGACAUGUUCAAUGAGUGUGAUCACGUAGUUUCGUCGAUGUUUAAUAUUAAUUUACGAUUGAAACGAAUAGUUAAUGUUUUUCAAGUAUUAAAUCAACAAUUUCAAUUGUUAGAAACGAUGACACCGAUUGAAUUUCUCGAAUUUCGAAUGUAUUUAACAUCUGGCAGUGGAUUUCAAAGUCUGCAGUUUCGUAUGAUCGAGAUUAAACUCGGCCUAACCGAUGCGUUCCGAAAUUUUUACAAAACGAAGUAUUUCGUUCAUACAAUGUUCAAAGGUGAACAAUCGACUCAACUGAAACAAGUUAUCAAUCAAGACUCGUUAUUAAUUCGACUGGAAAAAUGGUUAGAACAUAUCUACGAUACGACAUCAUUUAAUUUUCUGGAGGUAUUCACUUCGUCCGUCGAACGUUUUAUUGAACAUGAAAGAAAAGAAAAAACAAGUAAGGCGGAUGAUAUGAACACGGAGACAGUUGAAGGGCAAAUCGAAGCAUUGAAGCGGAAGUUUUCAACUAUGACCGAUUCGAUAGAAUACGAGAAGUUAUUGAAUACUAAUGAACGUCGAAUAAGUCACAAGGCGAUGCUCAGUGCAUUGAUGAUUUCAUUGUACCAUCAAGAACCGUGUUUUCAACAAGCUUAUCAGAUGCUUCAUUUACUCAUGGAUAUCGAUUCUCAGAUGAUCGAUUGGCGUCAGAAACAUAUUCUACUGGUGCAACGUCAAAUUGGUCGUAAACCAGGCACAGCGGGCACGGAUGGAAUCUUUUAUCUUCAGAAAACAAUGACUGAAAAAUACCAAGUCUUCGUUGAUUUGUUCAAUAUUUCGACCUAUUUAAUUCCUCAGAGAUACUUACCGAAGUUUACCAGUAAACCGAUUGAAUCAAAUUCAUCGUUGUCUUCGUCGACAAUUGAACCGCUACGAGAGGUGCCAAUCAUCACUCAGCGUCAGUUGUCAAUAAAAGAAGAAGAAAUGGAAGUCAUAAUAUUUUCUUUCUUAUUUUGUACAUGUGCACAAGCUGGGAAUAACGAUCGUGUCUUUCAUACAUAUGAUAAUAUUCUUACUCUCCAUUGGAAUUACGAUGCAUUAGAAUACGUGAUUAUUCGCGAUAAUCAGAUAUGGUUUGAAAGUGGUCCGUUUUUCGUCUAUUUUAAUAAGACGUAUUAUUCAUCUGCUCCUCAGCAAGAAUCGUUAGCCAUGUCGGCAUUGUAUUUGAUGGAACAGUAUCAAACUAAUGGAACAGAUGUUGUUUUUGGUUCGUUCGACAAACUCUCACUUCGUUGGUCUUCGAAAAGCAAUUUGAAUGUGACCAUAUGGGAAACAUCCUUUAAAAUCUUUCGCGACCAGCCGAUCAUUCUAUUUGAACAAUAUUUUCCUGUUGAUCUCGAUGGAAUGUCCAUGGGUAAUGUGCGCGAUACAUUCAAGCAUGUUUCAACUGCAUUUCCGAGAUUCAAAGUGUCAUUCAAUCAAUCAAAUCAGUAUAUUAUUGAUCAGUUAGGUCACUUCACAUUUCUUGAUGCUUGGGAUUUACAUAUGCGAGGUGUCGGUUUAAAGAAUGUCUACAACGGUGGCCUCUACAGCGGAAAUCCUCUGUUGUUGUAUAAUUUAACAAAAUUAGAUUCAAAUGUUGUCCUAUCAAGUUUAACAAAUUUUAUGAUCAACUUUCAAACACGUUCACCAUCAUUAAACUACCACCUCUCCUGUGGUUUGCAUGGACGUCUCCAUCAAAUCGAUCAGUCACUGUCGUUAUCAACGAUUUUACUAGCGUCACAAUCAAAACAAGGUAUUAAUCGAAUAAUUAACCUCUGGGGUAAAUUGAUGCUGCAAUACUAUGGCAAACAGCAUAUCAAAGAUCAAAAGACGUUUCGUAAUGAUUUUUAUGUAUCGAAAUUAGGUUAUUAUACUGAUACGGGUGCAUAUUAUUGGUACAAUAAGGAAGGAAAUCUAACGUAUGAGCAAACAUUCAUUAAGCUAAAAGAGUAUCAUUUACAAGAGAAGAUUCCAAUUCGAUAUUAUGAGCUAGAUUCCUAUUGGUAUUAUAAACAGAAUAACAACACUGGUGAACAUGGAGGAAUUAAGUUGUACGAGCCACGACCGGAUGUAUUUUCGCAUGGUAUUCAAGUUUUACAACGCGAUGUUUUACAAACACCGAUAAUUGUCCAUCAUAAGUAUUAUUCAACUGAUAAUUUAUAUCAAGCAAAGUAUCUAUUCAAAAACGGCACUGAUGGCAAAGUUUCUUUGCCAUUAGAUCAACGAUUUUUCAAUAAAAUCUUCUCACAAAUCAAACAAUGGGGUGUGGAAAUUCUUAUCCAAGACUGGCUUUCAUCCGUUUAUGAGGAUAUGCCCGAUGCGUCCUAUGAUGUUUACACCGCUCGUGAAUAUCAUUUACAUUUGGCUGAAGCUGCAAAACAAGCUGGAAUAAAACUCAUCUAUUGUAUGCCAUUGAAUCCUGAUAUAUUGGAAACACUGGAAAACACGCAAGUUCAUUAUAUGCGAAUUAGUGAUGAUUAUUCAACGAAUAUUAAUCAAUGGAAUAUCGGUCGAGCAUCGAUGGUAACAUGGGCAAUUGGUGUUAUACCAUUCAAAGAUACAUUUUGGACAAAUUCAAUACAACCACAGUCGCCAUACGGACAGUUCACCGAACCUAAUAUUGAACUGAAUGCACUAGUCGCACUAAUGAGUUUAGGUGGUGUUGCGAUAUCGGAUAAAAUAGGUAACACAGAUUUUCGGGUUGUAAAUCGAUUGUGUCGAUUAGAUGGUGUUCUACUUCGUCCAGAACGACCUGCAACUGCAAUGGACUCGACAUUUUUAGGUAUUGGUGGUCCACAAGGUGAAAUGUGGCAUACAUAUGCGUCUGACGAACGUCAUUCGUUCUUUGUUGAAUAUGUCAUGAUAACCAACUUAACUGAAUCGUACCAAUUCACUUGGAAUGAAUUGUUCAAUACAUUGGAUGGUGACGGUGAACCAAAUCGAGAGAUUUCGGAUAAUUAUGUUGUUUUCGAUAUGAUUGCUCCAAGUAAUUAUUAUUGGCUUUCAUCCGCAAAUACUUCGUCCGUCCGAAUGCCAGAAUGUUCACAGAAUUUAACUACAUUCUAUUCACCAUUUCAUCUCUUCGUAUUCGUUCCUUUUCCCACUCAAUCGAACUGGCUUCUAUUCGGUGAACUGACUAAGCAAUUACCAAUAACAAGACAACGAUUCGCAUUCAUAUCAUACGAAACAAAUCGCCUUGACGUGCAUGUCAUUGGAGUAGCUGGCGAACAAGUAUCGAUCACAGCUGGAAAGAUUGCAUCUAUAGGAGGGAAAAUCGAUAUUUAUACGGUUGAAUGCCCUUUUCCACCAGAAGAAGGUGUAUUAAGAAUGAUGUUAACGUGUCAAACAUCAGCAGGAUGUAGCUGUUCAUCAUAA